AUGGCACUCCCCACCGUGCAGUUUGCUCUGGAUUUGGUAGGACUGGUGAAACAUCUGCCUUUACAAAGGCCUCCUCUCAGCAGCGGCUGCUACAGCGAGCCGAGCAGUGAGGUAGUUAAGAAUACACGAAGUAACGAAUCCACCCCGAACGGUCGCGGCCCCAGAACGAACCUGCACGGGUCACAGCGAGAAAGUGGCGGCAAAGAGGGACGACGGACCCCGAAAGGCUUCCCCCCUACUCCUGCCAGAUGCCAUUUUCAUAGAGUCACUUUACAGAGCAGACCUGCAUUUCUGAAACACAGAGAGCGACCACUAUGUGACACAGCAGCCAGACAGGAUCUGCUGCUGCUAUCAGACCAGUUUCUCCCGACAGCUGCCCUGAGAAGCACCUUCGCACUGAGGUCGCUUACGGGACGCCUCAGCCAAAAGGAAUUUGAUGUGACAGAUGAUGUUCCUACGCGCUGGUACAGCACACGGCACAGAAGGGCCUUGCCAGAACAUACUUGUUUCCCUACAAAACUGUUAAGUACCAUGAAAACCAUUGCCAUUUCCAAGCCUCCAGAAGGCCCUGAAUCCCCCCUCCAGGGCUGCUUUCAUCGCUCUGACAGCACAGAUGAGCCAAAGCCCAGGAGCACCCGGUCCGGUGGCAGCUGUACUCCAUCUCAACUAACACCUCUCAGCUCCAACCCUUAUUAG
This is a messenger RNA of Grus americana (Whooping crane), 696 nucleotides long. RefSeq lists its product as uncharacterized. The coding region runs from base 1 to 696 and encodes 231 amino acids. The transcript has 4 exons. NCBI's taxonomy places the organism in Eukaryota, Metazoa, Chordata, Aves, Gruiformes, Gruidae. The record is from RefSeq and is a predicted model, not a curated record.